Zymoseptoria tritici IPO323 is the source of this 2739-nucleotide messenger RNA. RefSeq lists its product as uncharacterized. The coding region runs from base 1 to 2739 and encodes 912 amino acids. The record is from RefSeq and is a predicted model, not a curated record. Gene Ontology annotation, molecular function: protein binding. The transcript is spliced from 2 exons. NCBI's taxonomy places the organism in Eukaryota, Fungi, Ascomycota, Dothideomycetes, Mycosphaerellales, Mycosphaerellaceae.
AUGCCGGUUCUAUAUGGUGAGGGAGAGGACAAAGCAUUCGCCCGACUCCGCGCGAUCAUUGGUCCGCAAGAGGGCAUCCGUCAGGCCCUUAGCUCUGUUGGCGACGAAGAAAGUUCGGAUAAUAGCGUCGAGGCACGGCGAGAAAGUGUGCUGGCCUCCUUGAGCUUCGAGCAGAUCGAUGCUCGCCAUACUAAUAUCAGAGACGCCCAGCGCGCAACUUGUGAGUGGUUGUUGCAACAUCCAGACUUCAGUGCUUGGGCCAACAAGGACAGACAUCCCGGUAUUCUGUGGAUCUCCGGCAAGCCAGGCGCAGGCAAAUCGACUCUUAUGAAGUUCGUUCUUGCCCAUGUCCGGAAGACCCAAGCUGCAGAUGAGAUCGUUUUGGACUUCUUCUUCAACGCGCGAGGUGACGAGUUCGAGAAGACAACACUGGGCAUGUACCGCGCUCUGCUUUUCCAUCUAUUGCAAAAGGUUCCGGACCUAAAGAUCAUCCUGGAUGACGUUGGCAACUCAAAUGCUGCUGGAUCCCACGCUUUUGUCUGGUCCAUACCAAGCUUGAAGAUCCUUCUUUGCAAAGCCAUCGGAGCUCUUGGACCACGCAAGCUCAAAAUCUUCGUUGACGCGCUGGAUGAAUGCAAAGAGCAAGAAGUUAGAGAUAUGGUCGAGUUCCUCGAGGAGCUUGGAGAGCACGAAGUUGCGGAGGAGAGUCGACUUUCAAUCUGCAUGGCCAGCCGUCACUACCCUUCGAUCGAGGUCCUCCACAGUUGGCGUCUGAUCCUGGAAGACGAGGACGGCCACGCGGAUGAUUUGAGAAAGUACAUUCAGCGCCGACUUCAAGCCGGUAAGGGCAAGGCCAUCGACGAGAUUCGGGUACAAGUACAAAAGAAGGCCAAUGGAGUCUUCAUGUGGGUCGUAUUAGUCGUUGGCAUUUUGAAUGAUGAAUUCCGGCGUGGGCGAAUCUUUGCUGUCAAGCAGAGGCUGCGAGAGAUCCCUCCGGAGCUGAGUGAGCUGUUUAGAGACAUGCUUCAGCGAGAUCACGAUAACAUGGACGAUAUGCUACUUUGCCUGCAGUGGAUACUGUUCGCAAAACGUCCGUUGAGCCGCGAAGAGUUCUACUACGCUAUGGAGGCCGGCCUACAUACGGAAGAUGGAGGUCAGUGGCGACCGGAACCUCAAAACCCGGAAGAAGUUACAGCUGAGGUCAUGGAAAGACUUGUCUUGAGCUCAUCGAAAGGCCUCGCCGAAGUCACCAGGUCCAAAAAGGCACCCGUAGUGCAGUUUAUCCACGAGUCGGUCCGAGAUUUCCUGCUCAAAGACGGUGGUUUGCAGCAGCUCUGGUCGGAACUCAAUGGCGACUUGGCUUCAGGCAGCCAUGAAAGACUCGAGAAGUGCUGCUCGAAUUACUUGAAAGUCGACCUGUCAAGUCAUGUGGAUAUCCCUGACCCACUGCCCAAGGCCAAAUCUGAACAGGCAAAGAGCUUACGACAGCGAGUCAUUGAUUUGUUCCCCUUCGUGAGAUACGCAAAGGAAGGGAUUCUUUAUCAUGCCGAUCAAUCCACGUUGAGUGCAACGCAGACAAACGUCCUUCAAGGGUUCGUCCUUGACAAGUGGAUUCACAUCCACAAUAUACUGGAGCCUAUCGAGCUUUGGCGACACAGCAACGAAGUAAACCUGUUGUACGUUUCGGCAGUCAGGAAUCUCGAUCGACUUAUUCGGCAUUUCAAGUCUCAGGGUGUGUGGCUCCGACUGCGCAAAGAGAGAUACCAAUUCCCCGUCCUUGCUGCAUUCGCAGGGGCCCACGUGGCGGCAUUGCGAGCGCUUCUCGGAGACGACGUCGAAGAGUUUCUGCCUAGCUUCCAGAGAGAUCCCGGUUUCGGUAAAGCCUCUCGGUGCUUACAGCACGGGUUUCCAUUGCUCUGGGCAGCUUCGAACAAAAACGAGAGUUUUGCGAAAUUCCUUCUCACGACUUGCCCGAGUACGGACAUAUUCUAUCUCCGGAAUCUUCCCACCUCUGCUUUGAGGUACGGUAUGUCGAAUCUUCUCACGUAUGCUUUGAGGUACGGUCCGCCGACUGUAGUGCAGCUGCUGCUCGAUGCCGGCGAGGACCUUGAUGCAUUCAGCGUAAUGGGCAGCGCGCUACAUGAGGCAUCAAGAGCAGGGAACCCCGAUGUUGUGCAGUUACUUCUGGACAAAGGCUGGCAAGUGAAUGCUCAAGGAGGUCGUUUUGGCAACGCAUUGCAGCUGGCAUCUUACCGAGGACACGAGAAAACAGUGCAAAUACUCCUGACUGCAGGAGCGGAUGUCAAUGCUCAAGGUGGGUUAAAUGCGCUGUAUGCAGCGGCACGAGGGCGUGAAGACAAGAAACUGGCGCAGAUGCUGAUCAAUGCGGGAGCGGACGUCAACGCACUACUGAGAGGGUAUUGCACUCACAAGAAUGAUGAGAACUAUGCCACUGCACUCCAAGUGGCAUCAUCCAAAGGACACGAGAACUUGAUGCGAGUGCUUCUAGAGGGAGGAGCGGACGUCAACGCCUGUGAGAAGCAUGGGCCCAAUUUCUCCGGCACUGCGUUACAGGCUGCGUCGACGCAUGGCCACGAGAGCGUCGUGAAACUACUGCUCGGUGCUGGAGCGGAAGUUGACGUCCGAGAAGACACUGGACGCGGCAACUUGUCAUGGCCAAGCAAAGGUGGUGCAAAUGCUAUUGCACGCCGGAGCCGUUGCCAGUGGACGCGAAACUGA